UGUACUGCUAGCAAACUAAGAACUGAUCGGUAGUGUUUGCAGUCGACCCGGUUAAUGUUGUAAUAGUUACAAGCAAAACUACGAACACGUGAGUUGGGUCAAAUUUGUAAAUUAUUGUUCAAGAAGCUGCUAUGAGUUUCGUUACUAACCAACAACUCCAAAAGUUAAGAUGCUUGAAGUGUCGAAAGUAUCUAUCAUAUUUCCCGAUAUAUCAAAGUUACGACCAGCAAGGCUGCAUUUGUGGACGAUGCUCUGUCGAAGGCAACGUCGAGAGGAACACCAUCUACGAGGAAGUAACUACAAUACAAAAAUUUCCUUGCUGUUAUGAUGUAAAUGGUUGUCUGGACAGUUUAUAUCCAGACGAGGUGCCCAUUCACGAAAAAAUUUGUAAAUUUAGAACUUAUGACUGCCCAUCAAACACCACUAGUAAAUGUAAAUGGCGAGGAUUAGUUAAAGACAUGUGGGAUCAUUUCCAACGGCAUCACGCGAUAUACACCAUCAAAAACAACGAAUUUGAAAUUGAUCUCGUUGGAAACUAUAGCGAAAAUUAUCUGUUGAACGUUGAAGAUGAGUUGUAUAUUGUUAAUCAAAGUAACUCCAGAAGCAAUAGCUUUUCUUGCAAUGUUUCCUAUAUAGGAAGCAACAUAAACUCCCAAAGAUACUCAUAUAAACUCACUUUUACGAAUAUGAGGAACAGACUAAACAACUUUGCGAUCAGCGAAAAACUGGGAGAAGGGAUUAAUCUAGAUAGAACCUUUAUCACGGAAUCGUUAGGAAAUCCCAGCGCAGUCUUGGUUCGUAUCCAAAUAGUCACACAAGAAGACAAUGAAAACCACUUCGAGGAAGUUCAGUGGGAACUGCUGGAAGAACUGGAAUGCAGCUAUUGCUUGGAAUUCUUGCUGCCGCCUGUUCAACAAUGCAUAACUGGCCACAGCAUCUGCUCCAACUGCAAAAUAACGCAGAGUGUGUGUCCGACAUGCACCAAAGACUUCAAGGACACUGUCAACAUAACACUGGGGAAGCUGAUCGACCACUUGGUUUACCCUUGUAAGAAUGAAGGGUGUAAUUUCACGUGUAAGGCAAAAGAUAUAAGUGAACACUACUCCAAGUGUAUUUAUGGUAAAUUUAAAUGUCCUCUGCACGAUUAUGAAAAUUGCAGUGAAGAGAUAUAUUACACUGGACUAUACGAUCACAUAUUGACCAACCAUUAUGAAAACUUACUGGAAAUGGACACCGUCAGUGUCCCUUUUAAGAUUUAUCAUGAGGAAAAUGAGACUGAGCCCGGAGAUGACGACAAAAACUUAAAUGAAGAUUGCUUCAUAUUAAGAUACGAUUUUCGACUGUUCAAGCUGCAUUAUAAGUAUGAAAAUGGUAUGUUUCAGUGGGAAAUGCAACUGAUUGGCUCUACAAAUGAAGAUAAAAAAUAUGAUUUUGAAGUAGACGUCGUGGAUAACAGGAGAAACCAAAGGAUAUUUUUUAAAAGGGAAUGUAGCACGUUAAGUAGCAAGACUGAAGCUUUUGCUGAGGACAGGUCUUUUAUAUACAUAGAUAUUGAUCAGGUUCACAGCAUGAUCGAUGAAGAACUUAUAUACUCUGUACGCAUUUUGCCUAAAUCUUAAUUUUAAGAAGAUCAAGAAGAGUAUCUAUCUUCAUAUUUUAUAUUAAUGUAAUUUAACUACAUAAAAUAUAAUAACAAAGACAGCAUUUUUAAAUAAAAAUGUGUUAAAACUCUAUUUUUUACUUUUUGAUAUAAGUUUGGCAAGCAAACAACUAUUUCAAACAUCAAUUGGCAUCAUUAAGCAUAUGCAACCGUUUUAACACAUAUACAAUAUUUCUUGCCAACGAAAUGAAUAUACUUAUGAGAAUUAUUUAUGAAACUAUAUUUACUUGUUUGUUACCUAUCAUAUAUGAUGAAAGUGUGCUUUCUGUACACUUUUUUAAAUGAAAAUAAUU
Anoplophora glabripennis (Asian longhorned beetle) is the source of this 1953-nucleotide messenger RNA. Its product is annotated as E3 ubiquitin-protein ligase sina. NCBI's taxonomy places the organism in Eukaryota, Metazoa, Arthropoda, Insecta, Coleoptera, Cerambycidae. Gene Ontology annotation, cellular component: cytoplasm. The transcript is spliced from 2 exons. Gene Ontology annotation, biological process: multicellular organism development; proteasome-mediated ubiquitin-dependent protein catabolic process. Gene Ontology annotation, molecular function: ubiquitin protein ligase activity; ubiquitin conjugating enzyme binding; zinc ion binding. The record is from RefSeq and is a predicted model, not a curated record. Bases 132 to 1619 code for a protein of 495 amino acids.